This is a messenger RNA of Ustilaginoidea virens, 1272 nucleotides long. RefSeq lists its product as uncharacterized. Bases 1 to 1272 code for a protein of 423 amino acids. Gene Ontology annotation, cellular component: nucleus. The record is from RefSeq and is a predicted model, not a curated record. NCBI's taxonomy places the organism in Eukaryota, Fungi, Ascomycota, Sordariomycetes, Hypocreales, Clavicipitaceae. The transcript has 4 exons. Gene Ontology annotation, molecular function: siRNA binding. Gene Ontology annotation, biological process: regulatory ncRNA-mediated heterochromatin formation.
AUGUUUCGCCGCCACUGGUCCGGCCUGCCCAAAGACGCAGCGUUUCCUUCCGACCUGAAGGGGCUAGGAUACUUCAUCAACGACAAGGACGAGAUUCGGAGCAUCGAGAAUCCCGACAACUACUUCAACUUCUACCUUGAUCGAAACGAACGAAUCAAUCAGCGCCAGCGCUUCCAGUUCGACACUGCCCUUGUGGAGAUUAUCCACCGCCGGCUCAAAGACCAAGGCUUGCAAAAGAUGCGCCUUCCCCUAGGCUCUGGGCCCUCCGAUCGCCAUGUCCCCAUCUUCGUGAGCCCCGACGUUUCCGCCAAGUCUCGCGUGGUGGUCGUGCUGGGCGAGCCGACCCAGAAGCUGGGCUUGCUGGCGGGCAGAGUCGCCAACGGGCCCGGCGGCAUAGACAAAGGCAGCAUGGUAUCCGUGGUCCGCGAGAUCCGCCGCCAGAAAUCCACGGCGUCGGAUCCGUCCCCGCCCGGCGUGGUGCUCGCCAACACGGGCGAAUUGUACUGGUGGCCGCGAGGCCAACGAGCUCUGACUGUCUCGGACAGCGCGGCCGUUCCUCUCCCUAGCCUGGUGCACGCCGGGGUCAAGUACGUCGACGGGGUCAACGACGUCCCCGGGAACAAGAACCCCGAACAGCACGUCGCGUAUGUUUUCGACGAGGUGCUGCGGACAAUGAUGAGCAAGGAUUGCAGAGUCAGCGUGGUCGCCAUCGGGCAGAGCUGCGAGCUGGUCGCUCGGUUCCUGGAUAGCACGGCUGCUUGGGAGCGCUGGUGCGAGCACUUGGACGCAGCGCUGCUUCUGGGCACCGUCUACCCUGUUGAGGAUCUUGCAAACGACGCUCUCAAGACGUUUCUCGCAAGGAAAUCACGAGGCUACAUCCUCUCCUCGGAUCCUCUCGACGCGCCGCUCGCUCCACCCUCAGGCCACCCUGCCGAAAACAUCCCGCCUCUCGGCUGCCCAUGCUACUCCUCGGGCGAGUCCUCCUAUACCGAAAACAUCUUGAUCAGGGCCCUCGCGCCUGCUCUCGGGUACCUUGAACAUGUAGCCACCACUCCAGACUAUCACAACGGUGACAUCGUCGUGGUGGAGAGGCCGCAAGAGGACAUCAACCAAGACGAUUGGGCCAAAGUACCCGACGGGGACAAACCGACCAUCACGGCCGUAGGUGCGAACCGCAUCAAGGAAGAAGUGAGGAUGGCGAAGCGGUGGAGACGGGCUGUGAGGACGGGGGAAGCGCCAGAUACGGAUAGCUCAGACGAGGACUUUUCUUGA